AUGUCGGGACGAAAAGGCAACCUCGCAUCGCGGUCGCUCGAAUACCGUGCGCCCGAUACGCCCAAAUUCCUCAAAGCGUUGCAAGCACAAGUCUCGUCCUCUUCACGCUACGGCUCCGCGUCGCAUCGCGAUGAGCUGGAUUCCCUCGUCGCCUCGUCCUCUUCUUCCGCCGGAAAAGGCAGACCACAGGACGGCGAUGGGGAUGGUAUCGACAGCGACGACGAGAUCCACGGCGCGCAGGUCGUCGUACUCAAGGAAGGCAAACACAUUUCCCAUGACGAAGCCGUGCGGCUCAAGCAACAGCAACAGCGCGACGAGCCCCCGGCCAAGGAACAGCCGGCGCAGAACAUCGCCGAUGCUACUGCUGUGGGUGUGACAAAGAAGCGGCGUCUUCCCGUUGACUUGUCCAACAACGACGAUACGCACAAAACGAUACGAACCACCUCGUCGUCCAGCGCAAAACCAAAUCCUCUGGACGACGUGAAAAGGCUCAUCCAGCAACAACGUAACCCCCCACCACCACCGUCACCGUCCCCAUCCACAAAGGACAAGCCGAACAAGCAAAAGCCAAAGAAAGUGAAACCGGGCAAACCGGGCAAAGGUCUCAGCUUCAACUUCGACGAGUAG
This is a messenger RNA of Sporisorium graminicola, 627 nucleotides long. RefSeq lists its product as uncharacterized. The transcript has a single exon. The record is from RefSeq and is a predicted model, not a curated record. The coding region runs from base 1 to 627 and encodes 208 amino acids. Lineage: Eukaryota; Fungi; Basidiomycota; Ustilaginomycetes; Ustilaginales; Ustilaginaceae.